This is a messenger RNA of Rhopilema esculentum, 1506 nucleotides long. RefSeq lists its product as uncharacterized. The record is from RefSeq and is a predicted model, not a curated record. Gene Ontology annotation, cellular component: plasma membrane. Gene Ontology annotation, biological process: G protein-coupled receptor signaling pathway. Gene Ontology annotation, molecular function: G protein-coupled receptor activity. Lineage: Eukaryota; Metazoa; Cnidaria; Scyphozoa; Rhizostomeae; Rhizostomatidae.
AUGACUGAUUUCAGCAGGACAGAAAAUAUUGUGUUAACCCUUGUUUUUUCGGCCAUAACCGUUGUUGGAGCAUGUGGAAACUUCAUUGUACUAACAUCAAUAUGUUGUCGCAAAUCAGCACGUAAGAUUCAAGGUAACAUUUUCAUCGUCAGUCUUGCGUUAGCAGAUUUUCUUUCUUGCACACUUUGUGGUCCAUAUUACAUACGAAGUUUUCAUGUUAGUGAGUUCUUUAAAAGCAAGUCGACGCAGUCUUGGUUGUGCUCUGCCAUCUUAGUCGUGGUCUAUCUGCUAUCCAUAGAGUCCAUUCUCUCACUGACACUGAUGUCCUUGGAUCGUUUCUUUGCUGUCAGACUGCCGUUUUGGUACCAAAAGACAGUUACUAGGAAAAUCUGUAUAAUCUUCAUGUUAGGCAGUUGGGUAUAUUCAUUUGCCGCUGUUUUCCCUGCAGUCGUUACUUCGAGCUGGAUAUCGUACGAAAAUCGGCCUGGCUCACCGUGUGGUUUUCAGUGGACUAAAGCAAAUAGCUUUUACAUUGGUCUAGCAAUAUUGUUGAGUUUCGUGCUACCGACAAUAAUAGUAUCUGUAACAAAUAGCUAUGUGUUUAAGACUGCACGUGACCAGAACCGAAAAGUCAAAGCAGUUAGGAAAGUAAAUGAAAAAUUGGAAGAUGUAUCUGCUAAACAUGUGGGUAGAAAUUCUCAUGGAAGGCUCCGAGAAACAUCAAAUAAUCAUCGAGAGACACUGGGAAGCGAUUCAAAGUUAAAAAAUAGCGCAUGUAUUGGUGGCAACGAUCUUAUGCCCUCCCCCAACAAUGGUAGUUGUAUUUGCUGUUUUGGUCAAGAUAGCAGAUCUAAAAAGCCGGUUCGUGAUGAUAUAAACAUGGAUACUGCCAGUUCCAGUAUAUCAUUCAAACCUCGAUAUCAGCUCCCAGAUAGGUGUUCACAUAAGAGGCGGUUUGUGGUUUCUAAGCCUCCGUCAAGUAACAGACAAGAUCAUCAACAUAUCAGCAUUCAAGUCGUAAGCACAAGAAACCUUUCACUCAAUAACAUCAAUGAUUUUAAGUCUUCAAUCGAGGAUAGUGUACACAGGGACGGCAAAUCUCUAAACUUUCGGCUCCAAUCUCAUACCUUCUCUUUGUCAGAAAACAACUUACAAGAGCUUUGUAAAGGGGCACACGAAUCGACACGGGGGAAACAUAUGAGGAUCCAAAGACAAUGUUAUGAAAUUAAGAGAAGUACUUCGGCUAGAACAGAAAUGAGACUUGCCUUUUCUACUCUGUCGAUCGCGCUAUGUUUUUUAGUUACCUGGUUUCCCUUUGUGAUAACUAGAGUGUUGAGAUCAACACUUGGAUUCCACGUGUCGGACAAGGUGCUUAACGGUUUUAACGUAUUUGCGUUGAUGAGCUCGCUUUGCAACCCAUACAUUAUUUUAUUCUCCAGGCGGAACAUUUUCAUAGGCUUCAAAAGCAUUUUGAGGAAGAUGAAGGAGACACUUUUGCAACGAUAA